UCUGAUAGGAACACAAGUGGAAGGCAACCAAGCAGCAGGCCGCCUUCUUCAUUCAUCUAUUUCCACACAGCUACCCAGUGAUUAGCGAUACCUUCUUCCAAGCUUAAGAAGUGUGAAGUUCCCAGGACCCCAGGAUGCCGCUGUCCCGGUCCGUGUCCAUGACCUCCCUGAGUGGCCUGCCCCCGUGGGAAGACGAGGGACUCCCCGUGGAAGACCUGCUGCUCUUCGAGGUGGCCUGGGAGGUCACCAACAAAGUUGGAGGCAUCUACACGGUGAUCCAGACGAAGUCCAAGAUCACGGUAGACGAAUGGGGGGAGAACUACUUCUUGAUGGGCCCCUACUACGAGCACAACUGUAAGACCCAGGUGGAGGUCUGCGAGGCGCCGAACCCGGCUAUAAAGAAGACCAUGGACUGCUUGAGCAGCAGCGGGUGUCAGGUGCGCUUUGGCCGCUGGCUCAUAGAGGGCUGUCCCUAUGUGAUACUGUUUGACAUUGGUGCUGCUGCCUGGAACCUGGAUCGAUGGAAAGGAGAAUUCUGGGACACCUGUGGGAUCGGACUACCCUUCCAUGACCGGGAAGCUAAUGAUGCUCUAAUUUUUGGAUCGAUGGUUGCAUGGUUCUUCAAAGAGCUAACAGAUCAGCUGCAGGACAUGCCCAACGUCAUCGCCCACUUCCACGAGUGGCAGGCAGGGGCCGGACUUAUACUCUGUCGAUCACGGAAGGUCCCCAUGGCAACCAUCUUCACAACGCAUGCCACCCUACUUGGCCGAUACCUGUGCGCUGGUAACGUGGAUUUCUACAACAAUCUGGACAAGUUCAACAUUGAUAAAGAAGCUGGGGAUAGGCAGAUCUACCAUCGCUACUGUUUGGAGAGAGCAGCAGUUCACUGCUCCCAUGUCUUCUCCACCGUCUCCCAGAUCACUGCUGUAGAGGCUGACCACAUUCUCCACAGGAAGCCAGAUGUGGUCACCCCCAAUGGCCUGAAUGUGAAGAAGUUCUCUGCCAUGCAUGAGUUUCAGAACCUGCACUCCACAAACAAAGCUAAGAUCCAAGAGUUUGUCAGGGGACACUUUUAUGGCCAUCUUGACUUUAAUCUGGAAAAAACUCUGUAUUUUUUCAUCGCUGGUCGCUAUGAGUUCUCCAACAAAGGAGCGGACAUUUUCCUGGAGUCUCUUUCCAGGCUGAAUUACCUGCUCAGAGUUCACAAAAGUGACAUGACUGUGGUUGUGUUCUUCAUCAUGCCUGCCAAGACCAACAAUUUCAACGUGGAAACUUUGAAGGGGCAAGCAGUCCGGAAGCAGCUCUGGGACACUGCACAUUCGGUGAAGGAGAAGUUUGGCAAGCGUUUAUACGAAUCCUUGCUGAAGGGGGAAAUCCCAGACAUGAACAAGAUACUGGACAGAGAUGAUUUCACCAUCAUGAAGCGAGCCAUAUACGCGACACAGAGACACAGCCUCCCCCCAGUUACCACCCACAAUAUGCUGGAAGACAGCACAGACCCCAUCCUGUCCAACGUCCGACGCAUUGGCCUCUUUAAUGCCCGCACCGACAGGGUCAAGAUAGUUUUCCACCCAGAGUUCCUCUCCUCCACCUCCCCCCUGCUCCCCAUGGACUAUGAGGAGUUUGUGCGGGGUUGCCACCUGGGUGUGUUCCCCUCCUACUAUGAGCCCUGGGGCUACACACCAGGUGAGUGCACAGUGAUGGGGAUUCCCAGUGUGACCACCAACCUCUCAGGGUUUGGCUGUUUCGUAGAGGAACAUGUCUCAGACCCAGCAGCAUAUGGGAUUUACAUUGUGGACCGCCGGUUCCGGGCUGCGGAUGAGUCCUGUAACCAGUUGACUCACUUCAUGUUUGCGUUCUGCCAGCAAACACGGCGGCAGCGCAUCAUCCAGCGAAAUCGUACAGAGAGAUUGUCAGACCUGUUGGACUGGAAGUAUCUUGGGAGGUUUUACAUGCAUGCUCGCCAUUUGGCUCUUAGCAGAGCAUUCCCUGACAAGUUUAAGAUGGACCAAGCUGCACCGCCACACCCUGAAGGCUUCCGCUACCCCCGGCCCUCCUCUGUGCCUCCCUCUCCUUCUGUCUCACUGCACUCCACCCCACACCACAGUGAUGAGGAAGAUGAAAAUGAGGAACCCUAUGAUGAGGAGGAAGAAGCCGAGCGUGACCGGCAGAACAUCAAGGCCCCCUUCUCUUUAGGGGUAAUGCCUGUAGGCAAGAAAAAGCAGCAAGGUGAAUAUGUCAGCUGAGAGACUGCUGCCAUACUGGGCAU
Messenger RNA from Scleropages formosus (Asian bonytongue), 2269 nucleotides. RefSeq names its product glycogen synthase 2 (gene gys2). Bases 135 to 2246 code for a protein of 703 amino acids. Gene Ontology annotation, molecular function: alpha-1,4-glucan glucosyltransferase (UDP-glucose donor) activity. The record is from RefSeq and is a predicted model, not a curated record. Lineage: Eukaryota; Metazoa; Chordata; Actinopteri; Osteoglossiformes; Osteoglossidae. Gene Ontology annotation, cellular component: cytoplasm. The transcript is spliced from 17 exons. Gene Ontology annotation, biological process: glycogen biosynthetic process.